AUGACAUCCAACAAUAAUAAUAAGACUGUUCCCGUGACCAUCUUGACUGGAUUCUUGGGAUCUGGCAAGACCACGCUGCUCAACAACAUUCUCAAUGACAGCACGCAUGGUAUGAAAUUUGCUGUGAUUGAGAAUGAAUUUGGGGACGUUGGUAUUGAUGAGCACGUCUUGUCAGAAAAUGUCGGUGAAGAAAUCAUCGAGGUCAUGAAUGGAUGCAUCUGCUGCACUGUCCGGGGUGAUCUCGUAACGGCACUCCAAAAGCUCCACAAGCAAGUCGCCUCCUUUGAUGGAGUCAUUAUUGAAACGACCGGCCUGGCUGAUCCGGCUCCUGUCUGUCAAACCUUUUUCGUCGAUGAAAACAUUCGAAAGCUCUAUCAUUUGGAUUGUGUUGUGACUGUGACGGAUGCCAAGAACAUCCUAGCGCGUUUGACCGACAUCAAACCAGACGGUGUCGAGAAUGAAGCCGAAGAACAAGUGGCCUUUGCGGACAAGAUUCUCGUCAACAAGACGGAUCUGGUGACCGCAGAGACGGAACUUGCCGAGAUUGAAAAGAAACUCCGGGCCCUCAAUCCCACAGCGUCUAUUCAACGCUGCCAACAGGCCAAAAUCAACCCGAAGGAUGUCCUCAAUAUCAAGGCCUUUGAUCUGGACCGCGUCUUGGAAUUCGACUCGGAAUUCUUAGACGAAGAUCAAGAACACCAACAUGAUGCAACAGUGACUUCUGUCGCCAUGAGGAUGGAAACCGAUAUCAAUCAAACCUUGAUGGAAUGUUGGAUCCAACGCUUGAUUUCGGAAGACGGUGCGAAUUUGUUUCGUUACAAGGGCGUCUUGGCCGUCAAGGGCAUGGAUUGCAAGUUUGUCUUUCAAGGCGUCGGAAUGCUCUUUACGGGUGGAUACUCCGACAUCAAGUGGAAGGCAGACGAGAAGAGAGAAUCACGAUUCGUCUUCAUUGGCAAACAUCUUGAUCACGAACUCUACAAGCUUGGAUUUGAAGCCUGUCGUGUGGAUCAACCCUUGCGCUUUGCUGUUGGUUCCUUGGUGGAAGCCAACGUGGGAGGCUAUGUCAAGGCCAAGGUCCUGAAGCAGUGGGAUGAUGGGAAUGCCUAUCGUUUGGAAAUUCAAAACAAGGAAAAGACCAAUGUCUGGGCUCCUGUCGACAUUGACAAUUACAUUCGAGCUACUGCUGUCAAUUAUAAUUAA
Molecule: messenger RNA, 1200 nt
Organism: Cylindrotheca closterium
Lineage: Eukaryota; Bacillariophyta; Bacillariophyceae; Bacillariales; Bacillariaceae
Source: the annotation of a GenBank genome assembly